Molecule: messenger RNA, 1986 nt
Organism: Diaporthe citri
Lineage: Eukaryota; Fungi; Ascomycota; Sordariomycetes; Diaporthales; Diaporthaceae
Exons: 1
Coding region: 1-1986 (661 amino acids)
Biological process (GO): proteolysis
Cellular component (GO): fungal-type vacuole
Molecular function (GO): serine-type carboxypeptidase activity
Source: RefSeq, a predicted model, not a curated record
AUGCUGACCACCGUUUUGCUGGCGUCGGCGGCCCUCGCCCAUUUCUCGCAGGCCCAAUUCCCUCCGCCUCGAGAAGGCAUCAACACGGUACGAUCCAAGCACCACGAGGGUAUAACUAUCUCUUAUAAAAACCCGGAGCUGUGCGAGACUACGCCAGGCGUCAAGAGCUACAGCGGUUAUGUCCACCUUCCCCCAUACUCACUCAACGAGGAGGGUGAGGACCAGAAUUACCCCAUCAACACCUUCUUCUGGUUCAUUGAGUCCCGCAAGGACCCGCACCAUGCUCCCCUGUCCAUCUGGCUGAACGGCGGACCGGGAGGCUCGAGUCUGCUGGGCAUGCUGUCCGAGAAUGGGCCCUGCGCCGUCAACGCGGACAGCAACAGCACGACGCUGAACCCGUGGAGCUGGAACAACGAGGUCAAUGUUCUCUACAUCGACCAGCCCGUCCAGGUCGGGUUCUCGUACGAUACCCUCAACAACGGCACCUAUGACCUAUUGGCUAUGAAUGUAAUGGACGACUCGUAUUCGGGUGAGUUCCCCAUCAAGCUGGAUGACUUCGCGGACGGGAUCCCGGAGACCAACUCGACCUUCUACGUCGGCACUUUUGCGAGCCAGAACGCGACGCAAACGCCCAACUCGACCGAGCAUGCGGCCGUUGCUCUGUGGCAUUUCGCGCAGACCUGGUUCGAGGAGUUCCCCGAGUACAAGCCCCACGACGAGAAGAUCAGCCUGUGGGCCGAGAGCUACGGCGGCCACUACGGCCCCAAGAUCAUGGACUUCUUCCACAAGCAGAACCAGAAGAUCGCCAAUGGGGAGAUCUCCGGUCCGGGGACCCAUUAUCUUCACCUCGAUACCCUGGGGCUCGUCAAUGCCUGCAUCGACGUCCUCGUCCAGGAUGAGGCCUACUCCUUCUUCGCCUGGAACAACACAUAUGGCAUCAAGGCUAUCAACGAGACAACCAAGCACAAGCAGCUGUACGAGCUCUACCGGCCCGACGGAAUCGUCGACCAGUCCCGGGAGUGCCAGCGCCUCAACAAGGCCCUCGAGGCCACGGACGGUCCGAAUCUGGACGCGGACUACGUUGAAUCGUACUGCCGCAACGUGUCAUUUAUCUCUUACGACAUUCUCGUUGCUCCUUAUAUGGAGACAGGUAAAUACGGCUGGUUCGACGUCACGCACCCCUCGGCGGACUCGUUCCCCCUGAAUUUCCACCUGGGCUGGCUGAACCAGCAGUGGGUCCAGCGCGCGCUGGGCGUGCCCGUCAACUUCACCUGGGUCUCCCCGAUCGUGUCCCAGGUUUUCACCGCCCACGGCGACAUGGCGCGCGGGGGCUACCUGGAGGGCCUGGCCGACCUGCUCGACAACGGCGUCAAGGUCCACCUGAUGUAUGGCGACAGGGACCUUGCGUGCAACUGGAUCGGCGGGGAGGCGGCGUCGCUCGCGAUCCCGCACCGCCACCAGAAGGCGUUCGCGAACGCGGGUUACACGGCCCUGACCGUGGCCUCGUCUGACGAGCCGCCGUUCGUGCCGUACGGUCUCACCCGGCAGCACGGUAACUUGAGUUUUACCCGUGUGUACCAGGCAGGCCACAUGGUCCCGAGUUACCAGCCGGAGGCGAGCCUGAGGAUCUUCGAGAGGGCCCUGUUCAACAAGGACAUCGCCACUGGAACGUUGGACCUCACGGCGACGGGCGGGUGGAAGAGCGGCGCGGAUAUCUUCCGGACGGAGGGACCCCGGGACACGUGGUGGAAGAAGAACGAGCUCAUGCCUGUGCCGAAGGGGCAGUGCUACAUACUCCAGUUGAUGACCUGCACUAAGGAGGAAAUUGAGGCGCUCGGGAACGGGACGGCUAUUGUCAAGGACUAUGUCAUUGUUGGUAUCGAGGGGUCUGGGGGACAGGCUUUGGCGAAGGGUGACACUUCAGAAUAUGUAGGGACGUACGGGGAUGAAGAGCAACAAAUAGUCGUCGGCGAGGAUGAACUGUGA